UUUAGGACCAUGAAGGCAGCCGCCCAGACACAGGACAGAUUCUGUUUACUUGUUUUUCCUCACCGGAAAGUUACAAAUACGUAAUUAAGUAUUAAUUAUCACAACCUACAACCACCGAAGGUACUCGACAUGGAGCUAUAAUGUCAAUUACAUGUCCAGCAGCAACUCUUCGGAGCAGCGGAGUUUUCUUUUGCCAGACUGGAAUAACACUCACACCGUGAUAGAGACGGACAGAGAAGGCUCUACAGACACCAUGUCCACCAGUCAACCCGGCAAGCAGGAGAGGAAAGGCAGUUUCUUCAAGCUGAUCGACUCAUUUGCCUCGGAAAUUGGCACAUUGAAGAAGGAAAUGGGAAAGAAGACUGAGCCUGCAGAAGGAGACCACAAUACAGAUACACUCCUUGGACUGGGUGAAGAGGUGGGAGGUCUCUUCCUGCAGGCUUCCCCCUGUGCUGGGAUGGGAGCGGGGCUGGCCAGAGCCAGAGAUUCGGGCUACGAUUCCCUGCAUCGGCGGCUCAGUGUUCUGGACAGACUGGUGCAGACGCAUGCUGUGUGGCUCCAGCUGGGCCUCAGCCACCAGGAUGCCAUACAUAUACUGCAGAGCCAACCCACUGGGACAUUCGUGGUGAGGAAGUCAACUAGCCUGCAGAGGAAAGUAAUAUCUCUACGCAUGGACAAAGAAUCUGCAGUUCCUGUCAAAGACUUCCCUGUCAAAGAGAGCCAGUACACUUUCUCUUUGGUGGGAUCAGGCCUGAGCUUUGCAGACCUUUUCCGUCUGGUGGCUUUCUGCUGCAUCAGCAGGGAUGUGCUGCCCUUCACUCUGAAGCUUCCAGAAGCCAUCGCUUCAGCCAGAACGUCUGCUGAUCUCGAGGAGGUUGCUAAACUUGGAGCAGGCUUCUGGGACGCUCAGUGUUGCCACAGGAGGAAGGACUCUGUCUCCUUGUCUGGAAUAGCUGCUCCCGAGAGACCACCUCCCCCUGCCCAGAGACCAGUCUCUUCGGCCACCAACCCAGGGCGCCCUCGGCUUCUAACCCGCACCCCAUCAGAGCUUGAGUGUUGCCAGCCUAACGGAGCACUUUGCUUCAUCAACCCCCUCUUCAUAAAGGUUCACCAACCAGAUGGUGACCACAGCACCGCUUCAAAUCCCUCUGGUACAGCAAAGCAAGGCCUGAGGGAGGAAACUGUCAGCGACAGCCUAGAAACCAACAACACGGACACUCAACACCCUUGCAGUCAUCAGGUCUGUAGUUCAGAGAAAAGUGACAGCAGCCAGUUCGCUCAAAGCAACCUUCAGAGCCUCGACAGAAACACAGGGUUACCGGACAUUGACAGCCAAACCAGCAUCAGCAGCAGCCAGAAGCUAAGCCCUGCAGACAGCGUGCCGCGCUCCCCACCUCCACGUCCACCCCCGCCUCGCAUUGUGCUGCAACGCUCAGCCCCUCCUCUCCAACAGCGCAGUAUGCCGGAGAAGAUCGCCUGGAUCAACGUCCCCAACGAGAAGAUGGAGGAAAGGGAGAGGGAGAGGGGCAGCCUCCUUUCUCGUCUGGGCUCCUCGCUAAGCAUCAGCCCCUCGUCCUCCCCUCCCAAGAGAUUUAGCAUCAGCUCCCCCAUAUCCAUCCCCUUGCCCUCCCUGCCCAUCUCUCUAUCAUCUCUCUCUUCCUCUCCACGCCGGGCCAAGGCCUCCCCAUCAUCCAGCCAGGAAGAUGCCCAGUGCCACCUGGCGCUGGAGGACCAAACUAUAGAGAAGGCCCUCAUUAGGGCCGGACUGUCUCGGUGUAAUGCUACCAGAACCUCCACCCAGGACUCCAGUAGUCCUCCAGACCCUUCGCUGAUGACAUCAAGCAAGGAGGCAGAUGAGACAGGAGGAGAGGAAGAAGAAGUAGGCGAGGAAUGCAGUGGCUGCGGCCAGCGGCUGAGCGACAUGAGCCUUUCCACAGAUUCCUCAGACUCUCUGGAUUUCUCUCAGUCCUCGGCCUUCUUCCUUCCCCCUCUGCAUGACCCCAGCCCCCCCACGGUGGCAGACUUUAACACCCACCUCCCCCUCUCCCUCCCACCGUCCCAGCUGCCUUACUGCAGCAUGGAGGACGACGAUGACGAGGAAGACGAGGAAGAAGAGGAGCCCGACUAUGGCGUCAGUCUGGAGAGCGACCAGGACCAAGAUCAGGACCUGACCAUGGUACCGCCGGGCCACCGCACAAAGCGCCGCCCCAGCGCCAGCGCUCUGGUCCUGCAGAAGGCCCUGCGAGGGCAUCUGCGCAAGAUGAGCGGUGUUUUCAACUCGCUGCUGACGCCUGAGAAGAGGGCGAUUCGCAGGGUGCUGGAGCUGUCCCGGGAUAAAGGCUCGUACUUUGGCUGCCUGGUGCAGGACUACCUGAGCUACAUGAGCGAGGGUGCGGGCACCCAGGCCUGGCAGGGCUACGCCUCUGGACUGGAGCUGCUGCAGACUCUCCGCCAGUUCAUCACUCAGAUGAAGAGCUACCUGCGACAGAGCUCCGAGCUGGAGCCACCACUCGAGAGCCUCAUUCCUGAAGACCAGAUCGACCAAGUCCUGGAGAAAGCCAUGCACAAGUGCCUCCUGAAGAGCCUGAAACCGGUGGUGAGCGCCGCCCUGCAGGAGUUCCAGGUGCGCAGUGGCGAGUGGCAGGAGCUGAAGGAGAACCUGGCGUUGGCCAAGGCCCGGCAGCCGCAGGAAAUGGGCGUGGCCGACACACUGCCGCCGGACCCCGUGGCCAUAGAGAAGAUCAAGCACAAGUUCCACACCAUGAGUAAGCUGUACUCCCCUGAGAAGAAGGUCAGCAUGCUGCUGAGAGUUUGCAAGCUCAUCUACACCAUCAUGGAGGACAACUCAGGUCGUCUGUACGGUGCUGAUGACUUCCUGCCCAUGCUGACCUAUGUGUUGGCCCAGUGCGACAUGCCCCAGCUGGACAACGAGAUCCUUUACAUGAUGGAGCUGCUGGACCCCUCUCUGCUCCAUGGAGAAGGCGGCUACUACCUGACCAGCGCAUAUGGAGCCAUGUCCCUGAUUCGAAACUUCCAGGAGGAGCAGGCAGCCAGAGUGCUGAGCUCUGAAACCAGGAACACCCUCCACCAGUGGCACCGCCGACGCACCACCCAGCGCUCCGCCCCGUCCAUCGAUGACUUCCAGAAUUACCUGCGGGUGGCGCUGCAGGAGCUGGACAGUGGCUGUACUGCCAAGACCAUACAGGUCCGCCCGUACGCCUCAGUGGAGGAGGUGUGCCGCCUGUGCGCCCAGAAGUUCAAAGUGUCGGACCCUGAGAACUACGGCUUGUUCCUGCUGAUGGAGGGCAGCAGCCAGCAGCUGGCGCCAGACACCCACCCUCAGAAGAUCAAGGCAGAGCUCCUCAGCCGCACGCAGGCCACUCCCUUCCACUUUGUCUUCCGCCGCGUGGCCAAAAGCGACGCCUCGCCGACAGAUCCCCCCGAUCUUACACCCAACCUCAACAGCCUCACUGUGGCCGCGGACCCCCACGCCAACAUCAAUCAGCUCAGCAUAGAUAUGUCCGCCCCCUCCCGCCAGCCCACUCUCAGCUCAGGCCUCAGCCCCACUCUGAGCCUCAGUCUGCCGCCCAGUCACAUCAACAGCAACACUAUAUCUCUAUGACUGUAACAGAGGGUGACUGAAAGUUUGACCCGUUCAUUCCUAUGAGAGUUGUUCAGUGGCGCAUCCACCAAAACGUUUCUAAGCUUGCGGGUUUGCUUCCAUGAUAUGUGACCACUGACUACGCGCAAUAGUGUUUUUCUCGCUCGGCCCAUAGACUUUACAUUGUGGUGACAUCACAGGUUUUUGAAUCGCUUUUCUCGGCUCGAGGGAAGUUUUUCAAAAAUAAAAAGUCAAUGGAUUAAAAAUUCAGAAUAGAAAGAGUUAUAACCGAGCUUGUUUGCAGUGGAGGUGUCCUGGCAGCAGUUUUACACGUCUCUUUUACAAUGGUGGCCUAUGGGGGAAAUCCUUUCUGAGUCGCAGAGGGAUUUUUCGUUGCAAUCCGGCCAGUGGCCACUGGACAAAAUCAGCGGAGGGGCUGAGCGCUGUAUGUGGGGGGGCCUGGUUUAAACGGGGGCUUAUCUCUAACAGCCGGGUUCAACCGGUCUGUACAAAAUCUGACUUCUCCUUUUGGAUGGCACGUCUGUCUCAGUCAACAUCCCACUGGCUGGAAAGUUCGGUCAGACAGACACUAGUGAAAGAGGAAAGGAAGAAAGGAGGAAAGGAAAUGAAAGAGAUUGAGUUUUUUUUUUUUUUUUUUUUCCUUGGUUGGCUCUAUAUCUGGCAUCAGGGCAUCACUUUGCUGAACACAACUCUCAAAGUCUAAACACACAGUUAAGGUAGAGCUGUUGGAGAUAAUGUACUUAAAACCAAUGUUUUCACGUGCAGAUUCAGGGUCAGCUGUUCUUGUUGUUACCUUUAGGGUAAAUAGAGGGAAAUCAGAUCUCUGAUACAUGUGAAACUAAUCUUUGAUCAAUCCUUUUAAAUAUACAACAGAUGGUUUAUUUAGGUGAUAGGUGUGUAACUAUGAUUUACUUAUAUAACAGUUGCUGGUAAACUGUGUUAUUAUGUCGUUUGUGUUUUGAAACUGUUAAUCCUCCAGAUUGUUUCUAUGUUUUGAUGGGUGUGGUGACACCCACUGGUGGCUGGUGCACAUAGCAAGAGUCCCAUCUGAAACAGAACAGUGAUGGCCUCAGGUGGGAAGCAACGCAAUACACUGUCCUGCAAGGUAUACCAUGCAGCAACUAGUCUAAAACUAGUUAUUCUACUCCUCAUUAAAAGAAAAAAAAACUGUACAGACACAACCUCAACACACCAGCGGGCGUUAAAAGAGCACAGUACUCACCAUGGAUAACUUUUGAAAAAAGGAUCAAAAUCGAUGCAACAGAACCAGCAGAGAUAUAAUAAUUAGA
Perca flavescens (yellow perch) is the source of this 4911-nucleotide messenger RNA. Its product is annotated as ras and Rab interactor 2. The record is from RefSeq and is a predicted model, not a curated record. Gene Ontology annotation, molecular function: guanyl-nucleotide exchange factor activity; small GTPase binding. The coding region runs from base 152 to 3622 and encodes 1156 amino acids. Gene Ontology annotation, cellular component: cytosol; endocytic vesicle. The transcript has 12 exons. NCBI's taxonomy places the organism in Eukaryota, Metazoa, Chordata, Actinopteri, Perciformes, Percidae. Gene Ontology annotation, biological process: vesicle-mediated transport; signal transduction.